Lytechinus pictus (painted urchin) is the source of this 2367-nucleotide messenger RNA. RefSeq lists its product as uncharacterized. The record is from RefSeq and is a predicted model, not a curated record. Lineage: Eukaryota; Metazoa; Echinodermata; Echinoidea; Temnopleuroida; Toxopneustidae. The coding region runs from base 148 to 1512 and encodes 454 amino acids. The transcript is spliced from 10 exons.
UGACGCUCCAAUGGUUACUGUGCAUCAGUAUCUGCAAAUCGAAUAUUUUCCACUUUUAUAUUGAGUGGCAAGAAACUGUUUUUACGGUGGUGGACAGUUGUAAAGGAUUUCAUUUCUGAAAAUGUUCGAUCUGUUUGACCGAUCAAAAUGCGAAUUUGGCACCUUCAACGAUUUCCUCAGCAUGUUUGCAUCAUACCAGUAUUCAUCACACUUGUCUUCUCGACAGGCCUAAUUGCAGGAUUGGGUUCAGAAAUCGAGAAAAGGACGCGACGGGAAAUAUCAGAAUCGCCGAGUUCAUCUGAAGGCUUGGUCAUCCUGCCACGAGGAGUUUCAUGUCAGUCGAUUACAAAUUUGGAUGGGACAAAAAUACAACUUCUACCCAAACUCAUCUUCGUAUCACAAUUCCAUCUAGGCCUAUCGGUUCAGCAUCUCCUUUGCCGAUUACCUGAUUGCUACAAAAGACCGUGUACGAAUGGAAAUUGUGAAGAAACAAUUGACGGGCGCAGGUGUGUUUGUUCCCCAGGAUCAAUGGGAGAAAACUGCGAAAUUGAGUCAGCUACUACAACAUCUGCUACCCUUACCAAUAGGCCUACUACGAGUAGUCAUAUAAUACAGGAUGCAACAACAUUGUCUUUAUCAGAAUUCAUCAGCACACAAAUUACAACGACAGCAAUCUCAUCGAAUGUAAAGAUCUUUGUUACAGAUAUCGAUAGGAAAGAGAUAUUCGUAACGGAUCUGACGGAUAGUAAGUUACGCUUCAUGUCUAUCAAUGCAACAAGGGAACCGGAUGGAUAUAUCACAUACUACUCCGCAGGGAGUAGAAUCUGCUGGACAUACACGAAGACUCGCAUCUAUUGUGCUGACGAGAAUGGCGCCAACAUGAUGACGACUUAUAGUUUUUACGAAAAGGGCACAGAACAGAACGAAACAGAAAUACGAGGACUUGCUGUAGCAGAGGAAUCUCACAAUCUCUACAUGGCGAGUACAGACCCUCCAAAAAUAAUAUAUACAUACAUUGGUCCGGCGGAAACUGGGUUUCAUGGGGAUUUUGCGUUGUUGUCUGAUGAACCAGGAUCUUUAGAAGUUGAUGACGAACUAGGGUUCCUGUAUUGGUCAAUGAAAGGAAACAUCCAACGCAAACGUCUCAUGCCAGAAGACGGUUUCAUACAAACCAUAUACAACGACACCAAGAACACAGACCUCCUCGAGAUCACUGGACUAAGUAUUGAUCUCAGCCGAAAUCCACGACGCAUAUUUUUCUGCGACUUCGACCAAAUUUUUUACAAGGACGUGACAUCACCUUUCUACAUAUAUGAAGCAGUGGAAAUAGCUGGUGACAUGAUGAACCUUAGAGAAAUCAGAUUCUUCAAUGGCAUGCUCUAUUGGACAAAAGCAUUAGAGGAUACAGCGAUCGCUGUAUUGACAGAUUAUGAAAACACCAACAGAUCAUUCAACACCCUCCAAAACACUGACGGAGUAAAACCCUUCAAGUUUGUCAUUGUUAAAACUUAGUUCCAUUCAAUAAGGAUUGACAGAAAGCAUAUGCUCUCUCAUUUUACAUACUAAAUGCUAGGUGAAUGAUUGGGUUUGUGUUGGAGUUGUUUGAUUAUAAGUGUUUAAAUACCUUAUGAUCACAAAUAAAUUAUACUGGCAGCUCUAAUACUAUUUUAAUACUGUGUAAAUAUGUGCAAGUAUGCUGUAACUAAAUCUAUGUGCUUCAUAUUUCAUUUUUUGUUUAAAUGGUCCUCUAGCUAGUCGGCCUAUUUGAGCACGGUAUGUUUUGAAGGGGUGUGCAUCAUAAAACUCUGAAAUUGGUGUCCAAGGAACUGACUACAAGGGUACAAAACAAAUCAUGGUGCAGUUGGAAUUAACUUAUUUUUUAUUAUCAAGAGAAAUGGACAAAGGGUAACCCCAAAACACAAUGCAUUCCUGCAACCCACCUAGUGAGCAGAGGCAUAACACGAAUUGGUAAUCACAAUAUAUAAAUAUUUUUUUCUUUAGAAUCGUGAUUCAUAAUCAUGCUCUUGAAAAGAAAGACAAUCAAAGAUACAUGUUAUCAUUUUGAUAUAAAUCAAUGUGCUCCUAAAGACAUUAUUACUUUGUGGUCUUUAGUUAUUGUGAAUAUCGUUGAUUAUAACAUGUGGCACAACCAACAGGUUGGUAGACCAGCAAUUCAUCAUCACAUUUCCUCUGACAACUUUUCUAGAUUUUCAUUGGCUGAGAAGCACAGUUCCUAUGGCAACUGUCGGAUAAAACAGGACUUGUCGGAUAAAACGUCUAGCUGACAAGUCCUUUCAUGAGACACUCCCCUAAUGUUAUACUUGUGCAUGAUUUCUAUCAAAUAAAGAGUGAUUUUAUCAUUAUUCC